This is a messenger RNA of Astyanax mexicanus (Mexican tetra), 5964 nucleotides long. RefSeq names its product sp2 transcription factor (gene sp2). The transcript is spliced from 8 exons. Gene Ontology annotation, biological process: regulation of transcription by RNA polymerase II. Gene Ontology annotation, molecular function: RNA polymerase II cis-regulatory region sequence-specific DNA binding; DNA-binding transcription factor activity, RNA polymerase II-specific. The record is from RefSeq and is a predicted model, not a curated record. NCBI's taxonomy places the organism in Eukaryota, Metazoa, Chordata, Actinopteri, Characiformes, Acestrorhamphidae. The coding region runs from base 2127 to 3923 and encodes 598 amino acids.
UAUUACUAUCUACUUUGUUAAACACAUGGUUGUCUGUAAUGCUCUGUAUAUCCAGAGAGAGAAGUGUACGACUCGAAAGAAACAAUAGCCCGGCACUAGCAGGCUGCACACUUCCGGAUUCGGGUUGCUUUUCCGUAUCAAAGAGUUUAUCUUAGCCAGUCCGGGGCUCGUUAGCAUUAGCAUGCUAACCUGCGGAGCGCAGCUAACAGCUCUGCAGAUUUACCGUGUACGGAUUUGGGUUAAGCCCCUUAGGACUGUGUGCUCGCAUUUAUUUUCACGCGUGUUUAAGUAGCUCCUCUUGAGUUUACUCUUACGACGCGGCUGAACUGUGGUAUGAGUGCAGCGACGUUCUGUUUUAAGUUAGAAACACCGUUAGCUAGCGAGCUAACUAGUUGUUAGCCAGCCAGCUAGCUUUCCUAGCUCAGCCUCUAGCUCGCUCGCGCGUCGUCGUUGUGGUGUUUGGUUAGCAGCUUUAGCUGUGGCUGUGAGGUGGCGCUGUCAGGCCGCGCGCGAAAACUGUGGGUGUCUUUUAGCUAGUAAAUAUUUACUACUGAGACCUCCAACCCAGGCUAGUUUAGUCGUACAUCAUUUGCUAGCUUGAUAAAAAAUAUUUUUCUGGAUUUUUAUGAUAUCGUUGAACUGUAUGCCUGUAGUUAGAUAGUUAAGCUUUUAAGUCAUAUAGUUAAUUUCAACUAGUGACUUACUGCGACACAAGUUUUAUUUUCUGUAUAGCCAUAACACUUAACUAAUUAACGCUAGCGUUAACUAUGCAAAGACCAGCAUUAGGCGUAAAUAAAUACAAGUGUAACGUUAGCAAAUUCAUAUACAGCUCUGGAAAAAGUAAAAGAUCACUUAAGUUUUUGGAUCAGUUUCUCUGGUUUUGCUAUCUAAGUUAUAGGUAUAUGUCUGAGUAAAAUUAACAUUGUUGUUUUAUUCUGUUAACUACGGACAACAUUGCUCCCAAAUUCCAAAUAAAAAUACUGUUAUUUAAAGCAUUUAUUUGCAGAAAAUGAGAAAUGGCUGAAAAAAACAAAAAAGAUGCAGAGCUUUCAAACAUCAAAUAAUGCAAAGAAAACAAGUUCAUAUUUAUAAAGUUUUAAGAGAUCAGAAAUCAAUAUUUGGUGGAAUAACCCUGUUUUUUUAUCACAGUUUUUAUGCAUUUUGGCAUUUUCUCUUCCACCGGUCUUACACACUGCUUUUGGAUAACUUUAUGCUACUCCUGGUGCAAAAUUUCAAGCUUGGUUUGAUGGCUUGUGAUCAUCCAUGUUCCUCUUGAUUUUAUUCCAGGUGUUUUCAAUUAGAUAAAAUCAAAGUAAUUCAUAAUUUUUAAGUGGUCUCUUAUUUUUUUUCCAGAGCUGUAUGUUAGCUAAGGGUUAUACCUGGUUGCCCAAUUACUCAUUUACUUGUUUUAUUGAUUAAGUUGACAAUGCUGAGCUUGCUCUAGAUAUCUAACUAGAACAACAACUCUUUAGUUAAGCUAAAUAUCUAUGAGCCUAACUGUGUGUAAUGUAAGCUAACUAGGUUAGCUGACACAACCUCUAUAAUAUAGUUAGCUUAGAUAAAUUCUAGCUAUUAUUCUGCUGUUUGAAUUGUCUGUCAUGAAAGCUUUUGAAUCAGUUGUUAGCAAUGUAGGUUAUCUAGUGAUGGACUAUUUGUAAGCACGUACAGAAUCAGGUCGGUUCAAUCAUUUCAAACGUUUCUUAAACAGCUUUAAAUACAACAUUUGCACAGCAUUCACUGUCUUUACCAUGUGCUUAUUUAUUUAGCUCCUGCAAUCUGUCUUUAGUUUCACAGUUCUACUGUGGUGUUCCUUGCAGGAUGUCUUCAGUGGUAAAUGUCAACCGCAGGUGCACCUCUUUGCUUGUCAUGAGUCCCACUUACACCAAGUUUUUAACAGUCCGGUUGUAAACAUUUCUUUUGUUUGAGAUUGUAAAUCCAGAGUUCAAGUCAAUGGUUAUACAUCUAGGAAGUGAAACAAGUCAAAAAACUAGUUCAUAUAAGCCAGAGUUCUUAAGUAAUCAAAUCCGUCACGUGAAUCGUUAUGGUCACCACUAUGAAUCACAUAGUGAAUCACAUUGCCCUUCUGAUUCAUGCACAUCUAAAUAGUUAAAGAUCAAAAGGACAGUAUGGCCACCACUGUUGCUGUCAGUCCCAGUGAAUAUCUCCAGCCUUCCAGCACCACGUCUCAAGAUUCUCAGCCCUCCCCUUUGGCCCUCUUGGCUGCAACUUGCAGUAAGAUCGGCCCACCUGCGGCCCAAGCCCCAGUCAGCACUCCACCGGCCCAGCCAACUACGCGUCGCUUGCACCCCAUCAAGCCUGCUCCCAUCGCUCCGGCUCCGCCCAAAAAUAUGGCCUUCCUGUCAGCUAAGGGAAAUGUGAUCCAGCUGCCUGCAGGCUUAGGUUCUUCAGGAGCCAGCCCAAUCCUUCUCACUAUCCAGACCCCCACACGACCAGCAGGUACGACUGCUGCCAACAUCCAGUACCAGGUGGUGCCCCAGAUCCAGGGAGCCCAGACCAUUCAAAUGAUGCCCCAGGGUGGACAGAUCCAGAUUAUUCCUGGGACUAACCAGGCUAUUAUCACCUCCCCUGUUACAAUGCAGGCAGCUACACCCACUCCUACAACUGUGGCAACAGUGCCAGCGACACAGAAGGCUGUACCAAUCAAGCCAUCAACGCAGAAGCGGCGGCAGAAUAAUGCCAAUAUUGCUUCAAACACUAAUAUUGUGCGUUUGUCUAGUGGGCUUACGCUACCCCUCAAUGUUGCUACGGGUGAAGUCGGCGGAACGCAGAUUGUUACAGAAUCGGCCGCUGCCACGCCUCGGCCAGCAAAAGGUAAAAGAGGGCGGAAGAAACAGGUUGCCACCCCUCAGCCUGCCUCAACUCCUCCUACUUCUGAGCAAGUGGAAACAGUGCUGAUUGAAACCACAGCGAAUAAUAUCAUUCAGGCAGGAAACAAUCUUCUGAUUGUGCAGAGCCCAGGAGGCAGCCAGCCAGUGGUGCAGCAGGUGCAGUUGGUUCAGCCAAAAUCUGAACCACAGGUAGUGCAAAUACCCCAGCAGGCUUUAAAAGUGGUGCAGGCUGCAUCUGCGACACUUCCCCAAGUGCCCCAGAGACAACCUGCUGCUCCCAGUGUGCAGAUGGCCCCUUCUGAACCCACACAGGUGCUGAUUAAAACAGCUUCAGGUGAGUGGCAGGCAGUACAGUUGCAGAAGACCAUAGUUUCCACUCCAAAUACGCCGGUUGCCACGGCCACCCCUACCACUCUGACUGUUGUCAGUAAAAAGGCCCAGCAAGGAGCACGGAAAGAGCGAACGCUGGCAAAGAUCGCCCCUGCUGGUGGAGGGCCUAUAAGGCUAAACACAGCUCAGCUUGCCUCAGCAGGUCCAGCUGUUCAGACCAUCAAUAUCAACGGUGUACAAGUACAGGGAGUGCCUGUGACCAUCACGAAUGCUGGUGGUCAGCAGCACUUGACAGUCCAGGGGGGAGGGCUGCAGCUGGGCAGUGUACAGACGCAAGCGCAGCCACUGAAAGUGGACCAGACACUCGCACUCGAGCUGCAGAGCCAACCUGGUGAAAAGAAGCGACGCAUGGCAUGCACCUGCCCGAACUGCAAAGAUGCAGAAAAAAGGCCAGGUGAAGUAGGGAAGAGGAAGCAUAUAUGUCAUAUACCAGGUUGUGAGAAGACUUUUCGAAAGACGUCUCUACUGCGAGCGCAUGUGCGGCUGCAUACGGGAGAAAGGCCCUUCGUCUGCAGCUGGGUCUUCUGUGGAAAACGUUUCACGCGCAGUGAUGAACUGCAACGGCAUGCCAGAACGCAUACAGGAGACAAGCGCUUUGAGUGCUCAAAAUGUCAGAAGCGAUUCAUGCGGAGUGACCACCUAACGAAGCAUUACAAAACACACAUCAACACCAAGAACUUGUGAACGCUUGCUUUCUAAAGGUCUCAAGAACUUAAAAAGAAAAAACAAAAAACAAACCAACAAAAUGGACUCUUUCCCCUGGGAUGGAGAGUAGGGAGGGAUGUGUUUUAAUGGAUGACACCCCUCCCCCCUCACCUAAAUCACACAUUUGGUGUGUCCUAAACCAGGCCCUGUGGAGUAGUCUGCGCGUGCUAGCCCGGACUUCUCUCAUAUCUCAUUUUCUACCCAUCCCAUUUGUGAAAGGAGGGCUGGCAGGCUACCAGGGCCAGUAACGCCGGCAUCAUUCGUAUCUCGCUUGAUGCAGAAUCCCGACGUGGUGGCUGAGUAGUAUGGGAAAUCCUGAGUUUCUCAAUCAAAUUUUUCUUCCAGAGCUGGAAGAAUGAAGUGAGUAAAAGAGAGCAUCUUGGACAUAAAUUGCAGCACCAACUUUACUCCAGCCAAAAAAAAGCUCUAUUUUUCUCCAUAAUAUAUAUUUUAUUUUAUUUUUUUUUAGCCUUUUGACUGGUGUGUAGCAGCUCCUGGACCGCUUUUAUUGUGUAAAUGUUUGCUUGCAUACAAACAUACAUUUGUACAUACCUGGGCUAUUUUGAAAAUGAACAUGCUUGGAGUGUCUCUGUAAUCCAGCCAAGGCUCAUUUCAGAAUCUUACAUGUAAAUUUUGAAAUGAUCUAACUCCACUCUGUUAAUAUCUCAUCGCUGUUUUAUCAAAACCUCGUAAUUCAGUAUUUUUCAGGUUUUUAUUUUUUAUACUGUUGAAAUACAGCAACCACCCUAAAAUUGUGUGAAUAUUUCAUUACAAAUGGAUCUGUAGAAAUGGUCCAAAAUGACAUGGAGUUAAAUUUUGUUACAUUAACUUGCAUUAAAGUUUUUUUUGUCUUAAUGUAAAGCUUAUUCUGAAACACAAGGUUUUGGUACAACAGUGACAACUUUUAAGUGAUGUUUGGAACGAACAUAUUUUGCUGUGACAGGACAAUCAUGUCAUUAGAAUGGAAAGAAAAACAAAGACAUUGACAUCAGUUAAUAAUCGCCAGGGUAGGAACCAUUAAUUAAUUUACAGCAAAUUGCUAAUACACAUAGGAGGAAGUUGUAUUUGGAAGACAGAUGACAUAGUUUAGUCAUAAGUAUUUAGGUGGUAUAUUAGGAGAAAAUGUAUUCAAAUACAAAAUCUCAUUCAGAUAGCAGAAUGCAAAACCACAUUACAAUAUAUAUGCUACCUUUACCAAUAGAAAUGUGCACUCCCUUUUCAAAAAUCAAGAUGGAUGAUUUUUAUGACUUUCCUAAAUACAGUUCAUACUCAAUGAGUGACUGGUUUUGAAACACAGCCUAAGAGAUACCCAAGCAUUUUGGAAUUUAUUCCAAUCAACGUUAUGUAAAUGUUUAAUGUUCUGGUCCUCAAAAGUGCUUUAGGGAGGGAGGAGUCUGUGCACAAGUAUGUUUGUACUGUAUGUCUGAUUAUGUACAAGUAUAUCUCAGAGACCACACAAAGAGUAGGAUAUUUGUUACAAAAAUGACUGCAUUGGCUGCUCUGGCCGAAUCUGAAGGACGAGGACUGUGUACAGUGUAAAUGAGGAAAAGAAGUAACAUUUGUAUAGUUUCAUUCCUGUAAUACACAAGCCUACUAGAUGACCCUUUUUAUUGACUUAAAUGUUGCCUUAGAGAGCUGCACCCCUUAUUUAAAGAGAUUUCAGUCUAAUUACAUGGAAUUGCGUUUGUAGAACUGCUUUAUCUUUUGUCUAACUUGUAUUAAGAAAUGCCAAUUUUAUGUGCACUGACCAAAUUCAGGGUUUUAAUCAAGUGGUAAAGUUUAGUAUUUUGUUCAUGCACCAUGACUGGUUUAUUUUGUCAGAACCGGAAAAGGAAAAAAAAAGAGUCCUUCUUUCUAUCUUUCCUAGAUAAGACCCACACCUAAAAGUCCCUGUCUCUGAAAGCUGAUGAUAGGUAACUGUGUUUGUAUAACUUGUACUGAGGAGCUUAAACAAGAGCUUGCUACUUUUUCUACAGUCAGCCCAUCUCUCCCAAAUUGACACAAUAAAGCAUUCAGAUCA